Molecule: messenger RNA, 4550 nt
Organism: Ruditapes philippinarum (Manila clam)
Lineage: Eukaryota; Metazoa; Mollusca; Bivalvia; Venerida; Veneridae
Exons: 13
Coding region: 35-3250 (1071 amino acids)
Biological process (GO): vesicle-mediated transport
Source: RefSeq, a predicted model, not a curated record
GUGAUUUUGAUCAUGUGAUGUUUUAUUUGUCAAGAUGGCUGACAGGGGGAGGCGAGGUGAUGCAGUGUUUUUUAUCUAUGACCAUAACAUGUUAAAGAAGGAGGAAGAUGAUUUGAAAGAUGCUAUACUUUUCUUUACACCUGAUAAUUAUAGCAUUGAUGACCAAUGUGCUCUUUGUGGACAGUUGAUGGGCAUUUCCGAGUUUCUUCAGGUAACAUUAAGCAGAUCUGCACCUCGUGUUUUCCGGUUUGAGCAUGAUAAAUUUGCUUUGAAGAGGACUGGAGCAUAUACUUUUUGUUUGAAAGGUGGAAGUUUUAUACCUGACUCUUUAUUGUUCACACAGUUGACAUCACUAUAUGAGACUUUCAUAACAUACCAUGGCAGUAUAGAUAGUCUUAAAUUGAGAUGUAAAGAAUCAGUUACAGGGUUUCUACAGGAGUUAGGAAAUAUUUGGAGAACCAUUCUUCAAGUGUCAAAAGUUUUCCGUGGAUACACUCUAGAACAGACAUUCCAAUCUGUUCCAUAUAUUGAACUUCCUAAGAGCGGCUCACAUCUGUUCCUGCAAGCAUCACAUCUUUUACAAUCUAGCCAAAGGAGACCGUAUGUUUUAGCUGGGACUAUACUUUACAAAAAUGGGGUUUUGAGUACACAGUUGCCACCAAAGUUGACAAAACAUUUAAUCUACCUACAGAAUCAGGCAAGUAUGGCAUCCAUGAUUUUAUCAUUCCUUAUCUUUUGUAUUGAAGUUUCUCAUAUCCUGCGAAAAACAGACUGUGAGUUACCGGUAGGUUGCAGAGUUAUUACAAUAUUCCUCACAGACGAUGAACUGUCUGAGAUAAGACCACUUGAUUCACAGUCCAGACAUCACUGUAAAGUCACCGAUUUCAGUGUGUAUCGUCAAAAUGACAAUAGUGUUGUACCACCUUCUAGAACGGUCAGACAAUCUAAGAGCUCUCCUAAAAGGAGAUUGACAUGUCCUAACCUAGCAACCAACUCUGUGUCACAAAAGGCUUUACAUUCCUAUUUAACCUACGGUCAGCAACGAGUUAAUCGAUCAAAACCAGAUUCAGUGUCGGUCGACAAUUACUCAUGGUCUAGUAAGUCAAAGGUAUCCCUGUCUCAUGUACCAAUAGUUGAAUGUAGAUAUGGCGAGUCUGCUGUCGAGAGUGACAGCGAGGUUUUGUAUGCAAGAAUUAAAGAGUCACAUUUCGGUGAGAGCUAUAAGGAAGUUGCUACUGCAACCAGUUUUGAAAAUGAACAAUCGGAAACAGAUUCUGAAGUAGAUGAUGAUGGAGAUAAAGCUGAUAAUAGUGUAACAGACCAAAAGAAAGACUUGUCAAAUAGAGAUCAUAGCCCCAUGGCAACAGACACUGAAAAUCAGUCAGAAACACUUAAGACUGACAGUGCACAUGAAAACAAUAGUGACAUCAAAGUCUCUGAAUCUUGCCUUAGUAAUUUAACUGAUACAAGUGUAUCAACUGAUUCUAAUGCAGAAGUAAGCGAAAAAUCUGAAGAUUUUGAAUCUGAAACUGAUCUGUUAAAUAACGAAAAUAUCAAUACACAUAAUAGUACAUUUACAGAGAAAACUGACUCUGUUUUAAAGAGAGGUAGAGACUCUAAAAAGAAGGUAAUAAACCUCACUAAAGUAACAGAAACUGAUGAAAAUCCCGCAAUAAGUGACUUCGAUGAUGACAGUGAAGAAGAAAAUGGUGAUCAGACUACAGUUUCAAACAGUGUAAAAUCUUCUUCAGGCUUUAAAAGUAAUAAUAUAGAAGACCAAGACAAUUUAGAGGAGAAUAAUAUAGAAGAAAAAGAAGUGUUAAAAGAUAGUAAUAUAGAACAUACACAACCUGUAACAGAUGACAAAGUAAAUUCGGUUAAAAUAAGUGAAGCAUCUGUUGAGGAAAGUAGUGAAGCAAAUAAAUCUGGACUGGUGUUAUCUAACUCAUCCUCUGAUGUUGUUAAUUCAAGAUUCUAUGAUGGUUUGUCUGAUGUUGAAACAAAAACACUGAAAAAGAGUUCUGGACAUGCUUUACAUCAGCAUAUUGUUGAUGUCCAUAUAAACAACUCGGGACAUAGUUCAGGGACAGAUGAGCAUGAUUGUAAAACAUUAGAGGGUGCUAAAAAUGUUGAUUACAGGGUAAGAAAAGAUAGUGAAAAUAUUGGUGAGUCUAUUAAAGAAGACAAUGUAAGUCCUGAAGUUCCACAUGGAUUAAGAGAUUCUUCAAAUGUUUUGACUGAACUAAAAGAGGAUUAUUCUGUUAAAGAUCUGUCUAUUGAAAACAAAAAUAGCCAAGAUAAAAAUGUUGUGAUUGAAAACUGUGAUGACAGAAAAGAAAAUAUUGAUCCAAAUAAAACAUUCUUAGAUGCAAAUAAGUAUGAGUCAGAGAUUGAAACUGAGGAUGAAUCUAUUACCAUAGCAACCAUGGAACCUUGUAUAAACUGUCUUGAAUUGGCAGGUAGCCAGCUUGACCGUAGAACAACUGUAAGAUGCAGUCAUUGUAUUGCUAAAUUUAACAAACAAAAAAUGUUUGGUGAUUAUGGUAAUGAUCAAGAAGUUAUAAACUUUGAAGGAAAGUUAAGAGAAAGGUAUGAAUCUGGCACUGAGACAGAAGGACAAGCUGAUGUGUUUGAGAUUGGUCAAGCUUCAAGUAUAGUGUCAUCAUUUAGCAGUGAUGUGUCUACAGACAGCACUAUCUCGCGGUACUGGACACACGAGAUGGAUGGACUAAAUGAUGUCACAUUAUAUGUUCAGUGUCAUUCUGAUAUCUCACUGUUGUUGCUGAUGGAAAACCCAGAACAAUAUGAGGAGAGUCUCUUUCAUUCUUUGUGGAAGGGUUCACUAGCAUACCUGGCUGACCUUGACUUCUAUAUCAAGGAGUGUUUGGAGAGUCCUGAUAGUGAUGACAGUAAAGAAUCGUACCGAUAUCUCAAGUAUGACACAUUUGCUGCAGAUCUUAGAGGCACAGUUGAAGACCCUGGUACAGACAGGAAAAACAACAACCUUCAUCACAUGUUGGCAUCACUUCACACAGAAUUUCAGCAAGAAGAAUGCCUGUCUGAUGUUAUUCUUAGGUCACAUUUCAACAGUUGCUAUGGUCACUCCAAUCAAGUUGAAGAAACAUACUUCCAGUCAGAUAUUCACCAGAAACUCACAUCCGGUUUUCCAAUACCCAAAGAUCCGGUCUUUAACUUAGAUACGGUUGCUAGGCAACAACUAGCAAAAGAUAAACAUCUUUCUUUCCUAUAAACACAGAGAUAGAGUAAGGAAAUUUUGGUUUGAAAUUCUUCAUAAAGUAAAAACUAUACUUUAUAAAAAAAUAAAAACCAUAUUGGUUAACAUGGAAGUGCAAACAAAUGAUUUAAGAUUUUGAAAAUCUUACUGUGACUUAAUGUAUAUCAACCAAAGUGAUUGGCCCUAACUCUUAAAAAGGGUUGUGUUCAAUUUGGCAAGAUUGUGUAUGUAAGUGAUUCAAAAUAUUAUAAGAAACUACCUUUGAUAAAAGUGCUUUGAUCAUAUAAUGAAUUUAGUUGAUUACUAUUUGAAGUCAAUAAAGAAACAAAGUUUGAUGCUGGCUUUAUUAAAAUGGUGUUCCUUGACAUGGUGCUAUCUUCUUCCUUGUUGUCGCAAAAUGAUAGAUGAUUUUUUAAACAAAUUAGAUCUGUUCAGUUUCUUAAUGAAUGAUAAACGUUGCAGUGAUAUUUUAAUAGUAACCUAAGGUAACUUUCUGCACAAUUGCUAUAGAAACCUUGCACAACACAAUAUUAUUGUUGUGGAAACCGCAAUCAACUCUAGUAUUGUUAUGGAAACCUCAAGCAACUCUAUAGUAUUGUUAUGAACACCUCAAGCAACUCUAUAGUAUUGUUAUGGAAACCUCAAGCAACUCUAUAGUAUUGUUAUUGAAACCUCAAUCAACUCAAUAUUAUUGUUAUGGAAACCUCAAUUAACUCAAUAAUAUUGAAACCUCAAGCAACUCAAUAUAAUUGUUAUGGAAACCUCAAGCAACUCUAUAUUAUUGUUAUGGAAACCUCAGGCAACUCAAUAUUAUUGUUAUGGAAACCUCAAGCAACUCUAUAUUAUUGUUAUGGAAACCUCAAGCAACUAAAUGAAUAUUGGAGGUUUUUGAAUUGAAUGCUUAUUGUACACUUUGGAUUGUUUUAAUAAAAAGUUUGGUUUUAUUAAUUGAUGCCACUUUUAAAAUUGGGCUUAUUUGAUAAUGAAGCUAAUUUAAAUGGGGUUUUAUUUGAAAAUAAGAGGUUCAGAUAAAUAUUGUAGUAGUUUUUCUGUGUGCAAUAUUUUAUCACUUGAUAUAGAAAACUGGUAUGCAAUGUAUAUUGUAUAGUUUAAUUUCUAAAAAUGUACCGAGAUAUAAAUUUUAUUUAUUCCCGUUAUUUUUUGUUUAUUUAUUCUGAUAAAAUGUAGGACAUUUUAUCUUUUGAAAAACAAUGUUGCUUGUAUUUUUAUAUUUAUUACAUUUUAGGCUUUCUUAAAAUUGUUAUGUAGAUGUGAUUGAUGCAAAAUAUUUAUAAAAUAAAAGAACAGAAUGAUG